GAUCAUUCAAGCCAUCUAACUCCUGUCAGUCACUUACAUUACCAGUUGUGGCAAGUCAUCUCAGUUAGCAUAUCAUUAUUAUAUUUAUUGAACAUGCCUCAAGGAGACGCGAAUUCUCUUCAAGUUUACGGACAAUCUCAAUACCGGUAUGGCAACUUUCACAGAGCACUUGCUGCAUUUAGCCAGGUAAAACCAGGCAUUGAAAAUUGGGGGAGGUGACACCGUUGGUAUUUUGGACAAUAGAGCUGCAACUCACUGCAAAUUAAAGGCGCCUAAUGCGGGCCUUCAGGAUGGCAGACGGAUGAUCGAGGAGAAUAAAACUGACUCCCGGGGAUAUUUACGUACUGCCAAAAUUCUCCAGUUGAUGGAUAAACAUGAGAGAGCGCUCCAGACUUACCAUUAUGCCCUUCGUAUAUUACCAUCAGAUGACGCUGGCCGUCAGCAAAUCAAAAAAUUAGCGGCAAAGUUAGAAAAACGAUUUAAGCAGCCCAUAGAUUAUUUUGCUCUCUUACCAUUUGAGCUAAUGUCCAUGAUAUUAGAAUAUUUGGAUCUAAAGUCCCUCCUUUCAGCACUCCGGGUUUCUAAGCAUUGGAAUAUGGUGUUAAAUUCGCUCCCCAAGUUAUGGACCCAUCUUGACCUCUCAAAAGCCAACCGACCCAUCUCUCUCAAAUCAAUUCAGGUGUUCUUACGCAGAUCACACUGGAGAUUGACUCGCGCCUCAAUAGCCAAUCUUCAAUCAGUCGAUUUUCCUAAGCUUAUGGCCGGGUUACAAAAGAUUCCUUCUUUAGAACACCUGGAGCUUCUACCAGGCUUCUACCCGAAAUUCGAAUUUGCGCCAGUUUACACUCUCACUAGUCUAAGAACCUUAGUCUGUUCAGCAACAUCCGAGAUGACAUUCUCUGAUUUCAUGAAGGUUUUAUCGGAUUGUCCGUUGCUUGAACGGGUCGAGGUUCAUAUCAAGCCUGCGCCGCCUAGUGACUACGAAGUGUUUCCUGCUAAACUUCCCAAUCUGCGGUCACUAAUCGUCCUUGGAUGCCGUCACUAUAGACAUCCACAUGAUGUUUCCCCACUAGAUCUACCAUUUCUAAGAAAUGCCACUCUAUUCGAUAUAACCCCGAAUCUUGAAGAGUUAUACCUCAUCCACAGAUCAUGUUCUACAACCUUGAGGAUGAGUGACGUACCAAAAAUUUCGAACCUGCCAAAACUCAAGCGUCUCGGGCUUCUAGGCAUAAAAUUCAACAAUUACCCUAAACUACCCGAAUCUAUUGAACACCUCUCAUUAUCCAUGAGCGAGUAUGACCCCCCAAUCAUCCUACCAAGCAAUACCAUAUCAGCGAUGACACCGAAUUUAAAAAGCCUAAUUCUCCAGCGCUUCCAAUACGAUGAAUUGGGUACAUUUCUUAUUGCUCUCACUCAAUCGAAACCGUCCCUCACAAACCUUGAUCUCGAGGGAUGCCACCUACAUGUAGAAGACCUACUGAUAGCGAUGAUGCAAGGCAACCUAGAGAAUCUCAUGUCUCUAAACAUCAGUGGCCUGGCAGAAAUCGAUGACAAGAUUAUCACAAACAUAAUCGACAUGGUCCCUAAUAUCAAGGAACUGGACAUUUCCCGGACACAGGUGAAAGAACACAGCGUGAAACGGCUCCUGGAUUGCGAUAAGUUGAAACUUGAAAAGCUUGUCAUUCACAAGAUGGAGACGCCAUUUAGUAGGGAUUUCAUUGACUAUGCCAGGAGCAAAGGGGUUGAGAUUCCACCACCUAUAAAUCUGGAAGGGCGAAAACGGGUUCCUAUCCCUCCAGCCUCACCGCGUAGAUAAUAGGACGAAAUCUUACAUACACCCCCGCCUUCAUUCCUUUUUGGUCUAUUCUAGGAGAUACGCGUGGUUGAACUUGGGCUUGUUAACUGCAUGACCUGCCAGAACUUGAAAUCACUUUCCCAAGCAUGCUGCGAUUCACCUUUCAAGAACUUAUCUUGAACGCCCUCCUUUUGGAAAGUGAAAAUGCUGGUCGGCCGGCGCUCUGCAAGAAGCUAAGGUAGCUAUGAAAGGGCUUGUUGCCAUGUGGCCCAAACGACGAACACUGCGAAAGAGAACUCGUAUUCCCAUGUUCGGCCUUUUAUCCUCUCUUUAAGUAUAUCUACCUCGUUCAUACAAUUAUCCUCUAGCCAAGGAGAGCAAAUAUACGGCAAAAGAAGGCCCACUCAUAGUUGGAUUGCAUUUCUUGAAAGCUAAGUUCAACGAAAAGGGGAAACCAAAACCUAGUUAUUGAAAUACCGAAUGCCGAUCGAACGAUAUAUCACCCGACAUUACCAGUAACACAUUUCCAAGCCACAAAUAGGCGCAAGAAUGGGUGUUUUAAGACAUAGAAAUUAUCCCAUAUAUAAUUCAUACACCGCGCUCCUGGCACCAUCUAGCGACCUCUCUGUCUAGCUUAUUCUUUUGAUCACGCACAAGCGUCAUCAUCUCUUCUGUCUGAGCUCGAUAGUAGUAGAAGGACUCCAGCUUCUCGACCUUCUUCUGCUCAGAGGGAGCCGCUCCGUUCUGGGCACCGUUCGUGCCGACGACAGUAGGGAGAUCCUUGCUGGUAAAUGGAGCGACAUACUUGUCGUGAAUUGAGAUCAUGAGAUCCAGUACCGCGAAAAGUUGGUUAGGAAGCCACUGCAAUUGAUGGUGUUAGUUUCAGUCACGACGUACGUCAUAACUGAAUGUCUAGGUUAUUGCGACAGGAUUGGAAACGGAAAGAGGGAGCGCGUUGAUAUAUAUGAUUCGUCAGAGGUUCAUGCGAUAACAAUUACUUCACGUACCGUGAUAAUUGGGCUUCCGCCAGUUGCUGUUGGAUAUGGCGUUCGCUUAAUGAUGUACUCUCGCGUCAACAGCCAAUGCCUCCAUCUGAAACUCCGGACAUGGUCCAGGGCUUUCAGGUACAAUAGUACUGUUUCCGCGUCUUGGACGGCAAAUUCUUGAACGCCAACCUCCUCUGCCUUGGAUGCCACAUGUGCCAAAAAUUGACGGUGUGGAAGCGGACGGUAGGCGCGGAAUUCAUGUAGAAUUGUCGUCAAUGGUGUAGAUGGCAUUUGAAUUUGGAGAAGGUGGUCAAGUAGCGGAAUCUGCAUGAAGGGCAACUCAGCUAUAAAAUACCCAGAGCAUUAAGUGGAAUCAAGGGAUCUUUACCAUGCUAUCGUUAGCGCCACUCUCUCCACGGAAGUUUAGCGGCUUGUUAUCUAAGACGCCUUCAUAGACGACGCCAUUUGGAAACAUUGCCUGAGAUGUGAUACCAAAGAUAAAUACGCGGAACGAGAGGUAAUCACUAGGCUUGGAGUUCUUCCACAUAUCUAUUUAGAGGGUUAUGAAUGAAUGCUUUGCUUCAUCGAGUGGGAGCAAUACAACUUACCUUCCAUACAAGCUUCAACUUUCGCCAUCCCCUUGAGAAUUUCCCUGAAGGCGUCAUUAACUUCUUCCCGAGACGAGGGUUCUUUACUUUCCUCCAGCUUGUUGAGUAUGCGGACAGCGCCACUGACUAAGGCAGCUGACUCCUUUACCAUAUCAACAUGGGUCAGAAUGAAUCCCGCUUCGGAGCUUUUGGGAUCAAGUCCACGCUCAAAAGCACGAAUGAGCCUAAGAUUAGAGUACUCUAACCCCAGUGAGGGAUCAGCAGUGGUAUAGUUAAACAACGCAUAAGAAGCUGCGUACGACAUGAAGGGCGGUACGUCGAGGCUUGCAAGAGACAGCGUUAGUAAUAAUAAACAAAAUAUGGAGAAUGUCAGAGUUACAACCUACAUCUCGGAGCAUCGAUAAAGAGGUCGUGCGAUACACUUCGGCAAAGUAUCCCGGCCAAGCCCAUAACCGCCAGCAGGGUCUUUGGACCAUUUCUCAUAGCACGGUUCUAGUAAGUAAGCAGAGCAGACGAAUGUAUAAUCCCUGAAUACAGCUGUGAUCAUAAAUCUAUCCGGUUUACCAUCCUCUGUGAGGAGCUUAUCCACCUCAUCAGUAAGGUCAGGAAGCUCAGCAAGGACAGCUGGGCCAAGCUCAUAAGUAGCUAGGAGGCCAGGUGACCCGUCUGCCUUGACGACAGGCAGGCGAGAAGUCAAAGAGUCCAAUGCCUUGAAAGCAUCAGGCAAGGUUACAGGAGGAAGCUCGAAAGGCAAGAACCCCGAUGAGGUGGUGAUGGUAAAGGGGUCGAUGUCUCUCGAGAGCUUGUCAGGGGUGUCGAAUAGGUGGGGGAAGUGUUCCAAGGUAGAACAAGGUGCUUCAGACUUCUUCAUGGUUACUUCAGAUGAUAGUUGGCAAUAUAUCUUGUCGAUCAAUUGUGACAAGGUGUACUUGGGGGUGGAGGUGAAAAGGGGGAAUGAAUAUAUGGAACCAAAGUACUUGAAAGUAUAAUAGACAGAGUCUAACUUAAAAGGGAAAUUUAAUUGAUCAACAACAGAAAAUAAGCAGAGAAAAGGGAACAAUGGAACGAAAAGGUGCUUUCUUGAGGAACAGAAAGACAGUCAAAACUGCGGGAGAUGGUGGCGGAUUAUAUACUUCAUGAGGCCGGAAUUGAUACCGGCCUCGCGAACCACUAUUACGAAACGGAUAAAGAAGAAACGGGGAUCUAAGCAGCAG
Blastomyces dermatitidis ER-3 is the source of this 4603-nucleotide messenger RNA. RefSeq names its product F-box domain-containing protein, variant 1. The transcript is spliced from 6 exons. The record is from RefSeq and is a predicted model, not a curated record. Gene Ontology annotation, molecular function: protein binding. The coding region runs from base 302 to 1816 and encodes 504 amino acids. Lineage: Eukaryota; Fungi; Ascomycota; Eurotiomycetes; Onygenales; Ajellomycetaceae.